Messenger RNA from Chlamydomonas reinhardtii, 1822 nucleotides. RefSeq lists its product as uncharacterized. The transcript has 6 exons. Gene Ontology annotation, molecular function: RNA binding. NCBI's taxonomy places the organism in Eukaryota, Viridiplantae, Chlorophyta, Chlorophyceae, Chlamydomonadales, Chlamydomonadaceae. Bases 198 to 1268 code for a protein of 356 amino acids. The record is from RefSeq and is a predicted model, not a curated record.
UGGAACCCGCGUCUUGUUGACCGGGCCGCAGAACAUAUAGCACUGACUGUUUGAAUAAGACUCGCGACUUACAGGUCGCGUAGUUCAUAGAGCGACACACACUCGUGAGCUCCGGGCUGCAUCCUCCUUUCAGACUUCGCUCCGCGAAGCUCAGACCGGCCCUGUCGCCUUUUUCUUAGGUCCUAGCGAACAUAGAAAUGUACGGUGGCUACGGCUAUGGCACUGGCGGAUAUGGCGGGGGCGGUGGCCGCGGCGGGUAUGGCGGUGGUGGUGGCUAUGGCGCUUCUCGUGGAGGCUACGGAGGUGGCAACCGCGGCGGAAAUGACGGUGGCGCGGAGGGUGGCGCGGGCGGGGACUCGUCCUAUGUCGAGGGCAAGGUGGAGUUCCCCAACCUGGCCGAGGAGACCACGCAGGAGGGCCUGCAGCAGUACUGCGCGCAGUGGGGCCAGGUCGAGGAGUGCACGGUAGCGAAUCGUGUUGGCGUAGUUAGGUACUCGGACCCUGCGUCGGCUCAAGCACUAUUCGAUAGCGAGCACGUUAUCGACAAUGUCAAAGUCGAGCCUCGGGCCGCGCUUCCCCGCGACAAGGCCGGGACAGGAGAGCGGUGCCAAAAGAUCUUUGUGGGGGGCACUGGUGACGUGACGGAUGAGGAGCUGCGCGGCCACUUCGCCCAGUACGGCGAGAUCCAGGACUCGGUGAUCAUGCGCAAGGACGGCGUCACUCGCGGCUUCGGCUUCGUGACGUUCGCCGACCCUCUCAGCGUGGAGAAGGUGCUGGUCAUGCGCCAGGUUAUCCGCGACAAGACCGUGGACUGCAAGCGCGCCACCCCCCGUGAGAUGACGCCCUCCACCGGCGGCGGCCGCGGCGGCGGCCGCGGCGGGUACGGCGGCGGCUACAGCAGCCGCGGCGGCUACGGUGGUGGCGGCUACAGCGCUGGCGGCUACGGUGGUGGCGGCUACGGCGGCGGUUAUGGCGGUGGCUACGGCGGCGGCUAUGGCGGCGGCUACGGCGGCAUGCGGCAGCAGCAGGCUCAGGGCUAUGACGAGAGCGCUGGCAUGGGCGGUGAGAAUGCGGGACAAUACGGCGCCGCGGGCUACGGCGGCAUGAUGGCGGGCUAUCCCGCAAUGGCGGCGUACGGCGGCUACGGCGGCUACCCUGCCAUGGCGUACGGCGUCAUGGGCUACGGCGCCGGCGCCGCCGCGGGCUACGGCCGCGCGGCCAUGGCACGCAACACCGUGGGCCAGCAGCAGCGCUUCCGCCCUUACUAAAGGCCGCGAGCGGAAGAGAAGCCGCGGCGCAGGAGUACGCGUGGACAGCUGCGCCACACAGCGUGAGCUGAGGUUUGCUGCUUGCAAUGUGCUACCGAGAGGCGCAGCACAAGGUGCAAAGUAUGACCAGCAAUAACGAGUAUCUGUUUGGUUGUGCUUGUACUGUGUUAAAGAGGCGGUCGGGAGACCGCGGUGGUGGUUCCGCGCUGAGACUGAGAGAGACACGAUUUUGACGACCUCCCGCACGACAGCAGUCUUCACACCUACGUCCGUUGCAUCGGGCUUGUGACGCAACAGAAUGGAAGAGGCACAAAUGUGUCGUGUCUAUGCACGUGUUUUACGUGCGCGUUACUGAGACCGUGUAUGUCGUCAUGGUUGCGGUUGUUGGUGACGAUGAUGACCUGUUGGUUUGCAACUGAGAUGACACCUGUGCGAUGGCGUACAGGAAAGCAACGACAACAUGAACCGUCGCCGGGGCUUUGCAGAUGACUAUGGUUGAACGUGCAACGCUGAAUCAAUCCGCUCCAACACGGAGCCCAUGUAGCAUUGCAUCU